Molecule: messenger RNA, 1386 nt
Organism: Rhodamnia argentea
Lineage: Eukaryota; Viridiplantae; Streptophyta; Magnoliopsida; Myrtales; Myrtaceae
Product: polyol transporter 5-like
Exons: 2
Coding region: 1-1386 (461 amino acids)
Biological process (GO): transmembrane transport
Cellular component (GO): membrane
Molecular function (GO): carbohydrate transmembrane transporter activity
Source: RefSeq, a predicted model, not a curated record
AUGCCUGAAGAGAAUGUUCAGCUCAUGGCCAUCCUCCUCCAUGCCAUUGGACUAUUUGCAUCGUUGAUGACCGGCCUGCUCUCUAAUCAGUUCGGCCGCCGGCCGACAAUACUUUUGGUGGGCAUCCUGUUUUUUAGUGUCCCCUUCUUCAUGGGCUUUGCUAGCGUCUUCUUGGUUUCGUUGGGCCGGAUGGUCGCCCACGUCGGUGUUGGCUGCGCCCAAUCAAUCGUCCCGAUCUACAUGGCGGAAAUUUCGCCAGCCAUAUCUCGUGGCUUCUUUACCUGCCUCCCCGAUGUGUUCCUCAAUGUCGGCAAAGUUAUUGGCUGCAUCUGCAACUUCUUCAUCUCCAAGACGAAAUUUGACGGCUGGCGUCUGAUGAUGUUCGAGGGCGCAAUCUCUACGGUCCUGAUCACAAUAGCAGUCCUAGCUAUGCCGGAGUCGCCGCGAUGGCUUGUCUUGAGGGGACGGUUGGAUGAUGCGAGUCACAUCCUCAUUAAGACCUACAAGUCCAAGAGGGAAGCUGAUCUUCGACUGGCCGACAUCAAGGAGGCGGCCGGAAUAUCUAGAGACUGUAACGAGGCUGUUGUCAAUGUGCAAAGCCCCGAGAGGACCGUGUGGGAGGAUCUUCUCAGCGACCCCUCCCAGCCCGUCCACCACAUGGUGGUCCUCGCCUGCUUAAUACAGGUCUUCCGACAGGCCUGUGGGAUUGACAUCAUCCUCCUGCAAAUGCCCCAAAUUUCUGAGAUGGUUGGAAUCACUAACCCCAAUAUGAAGCUGUUCUUGACCGUUGGAGUGGAGCUCGUAAAGACUAUAUUCACCGUCGUCGCUUCUUUCCUCCUUGACAAGCUCAGGCUUGGGCGGCGACGGCUGCUUCUGAUUAGCAUUGCUGGGAUGGCUGUCUGUCUCAUACCCCUAGGAGCAUGCGUCUACUACCUCGACCAAAUCGACAACAAGGACACAUGGGUGGGGUACUUAUGCAUCGGGUGGUUGUUCGGUUAUGUGGCCUCGUUUGCAAUUGGGUUGGGUCCGGUGACUUCUGUUUACGUAUCAGAACUUUUCCCCAUGAGGCUUCGCGCCCAGGGAUGUGCUAUGGCUCUCGGCGUCAACCAAUGGACGGGUGUACUUAUGGCAACGGCAUCCUUAUUCCUGCACAACACGAUCAGCCUUGCUUGGGCCAUGUUUUUCUUCGCAGCGGUGGCAUGCGGUGCGUGGAUAGUCUUCUACAAAAUAAUAAGAAUGCCAGAGACGCGGGGACUGACAUUGGAGGAAAUGGGCAACAUUUUUGGUGAGCUAUACCAGCGGCGGUCUGUGGCGAGGGAGGCAGAGAGUGGAAGUUCUGCGGCGGGGCAGACGGAGAUGACAAGAAGAAUGGUGGGCCGUGAUUGA